AUUAAAUAGACACUUAGGACCAAAAUGAAGAUAGUGCUUUAAUUUGAUCUAUCUUUAUUGAUUUCUUUAUUUAUUUUGUCUGAUCUGAUUUCCGGUGCUUGUUGCUCUCCUCCCCUUCACGCUUCCUGUGCUCCUGCGCGCUCCCGCACGUGCCGUUCACGCGCGUUAUUCCGUUCCCGUGCCCUCCAGUUAAUGAGCGCGCUGUGGUGGAGAUCAGACGGGGUUUAAAGGCAGAGAGAGAGAGAGAGGGAGGAAACAGCGAACCCCAGAGUCUCACCUGCACACGUGUGUGUGUGUGUGUGUGAGAGAGAGAGAGAGAGAGAGAGAGAGAGAGAUACGGAUCGGGAGGGUGUGGUGAGGCUGAUAUAGCAAGCGCGAGCGUUUGGAGAGAGACAGAAGGACUGCGUGAAGAGAGCGCGUGUUGAGAGAGGUGUGUUGUUCUGCGCGCGCGGCAUGGCUUCGUUUCAGGGUAAAGGGGAGCUGCGCCACGCGGACUGGAUGGCCAACCUGCCCGCCAACCUGCACACGCUCCCGCUCACCAACCUCGCCAUACCGGGAUCCCAUGACUCCUUCAGCUUCUACAUCGAUGAAGCGUCUCCUGUUGGACCCGAACAACCCGAAACGGUGCAGAAUUUUGUUUCAGUUUUUGGAGCCGUGGCUAAAAAGCUGAUGAGGAAGUGGCUCGCGACACAAACCAUGAACUUCUCCAGCCAGUUAGAGGCCGGAAUUCGAUUUUUCGACCUUCGCAUCUCCACCAAACCCAGAGAUCCUGAAAACGAGCUGUACUUCGCCCAUGGGCUCUUCAGCGCCACUGUACGUGAAGGUUUGGAGCAGAUCAGCGCUUUUCUGUCCUCCCAUGCUCGAGAAAUUGUCUUUCUGGACUUUAAUCAUUUUUACGGUGUGCAGAACCUGCAUCAUGAAAAGUUGGUCCAGAUGCUGCGCACCGUGUUUGGAGAUCGUCUUUGUCCCGUGGUUUUUGCUGAGGAAGUGAGUCUGAAGUAUUUAUGGGAGAAGGAGUACCAGGUGUUGGUGUUUUACCACAGCCCCAUGGCCCUGGAAGUGCCGUUUCUGUGGCCCGGUCAGAUGAUGCCGUCUCCAUGGGCCAACACCACCGACCCGGAGAAACUCAUCCAGUUCCUCCAGACCUCCGUGACCGAGCGCAGACGGAAAGGAACGUUUUUUGUUUCCCAGGUGGUUCUCACGCCCAAAGCGAGCACCGUGAUGAAAGGAGUUACCAGCGGACUUAGAGAGACCAUCACGGAGAGAGCUCUUCCAGGGAUGAUGCAGUGGAUUCGAUCUCAGCGUCCAGGUGAAAGUGGCGUUAACAUUAUCACGGCUGAUUUCGUGGAGCUCGGCGAUUUCAUAAGCGCUGUUAUUACUCUUAAUUAUUAUCUGGGCGAGGAUGAUGAAGAAGAUGCCACCUGAACCCCGGCCCGCAGACGCACUUAUUGUUUUCCUGUGCUAGUUUUACGUUUUGAAAAAUGGCCUUCCUCUCUGGUUUUAGGGCUAAUAAAAAAAAUGAAGGGCAUGAGUGUUGGAAAUUCUGAAGGCAGGAAUAAUAUGUGUGUGUGUUAGGCAUGUGCCAUUUAUCAGUUCCACCACGUAUCCUUACAUUUACAUAUCCUUAUAUUUACAUAUCCUUAUAUUUACAUAUCCUUAUAUUUCACACCGACAGUAUUAUUAGCGAGACUCUGAAACAGCUGCUCAGGAGAGCUGUCCUUGGUACUGGAGGUAAAGACUGUUUCUUUCAGAACGUGGACGGAGGAAGGUCGUGUGAAGGUCGUUAUUUUGGACAGUUUUGGAGAAGAUAACCGUUUCAUUGUGUCUCCUGGACGAGAAUGAAUAUGAAAUGCUGACGGAUCCGUUUCCCUGAGCGCUCUGAAUCAUUUUUAGUAAUGUGUUGAUUUUAAAAUGAUUAAUGUUCCAUGGUGAUAUGAAUGCGUGAUAUUACACGCAUACUGCGUGUCUGAUUUGGACUGCCAUGAAAGAAGCUUUAUUUGACUUAUUCUUCUCCGCAUCUCGUCUGCAGCAUUAAUAAACCGCGCUUUAGAGUAACAUUUUAACGCACUUCAUGGUGAAUAAAUGUUUGUAUGGUGAAUGUGAUGGUAGAAGGUUUAACUGCUGUAGUGUUGUUGUUGUGUAUGAUUGUUCAUCUGUAAAUACUGUGCAGAAUUAGCUGAAUUAUCUGUCAUGCCUAAAACCCACCAGGUUAUACUUCAGUAUUAAGUGUUUCAGGAUAUGAUCAAUCCCGGUCGGUAUUAGACUACCGAUUUCAGUACAUCACGCUAUCUGCUAACAGCUUCCCGUUUGUUAUUUACACCUCUCACAGGGUUUUAACAAUUCUCUAACAGAUUUCGAGGAAUGUGCUGCACCUGGAAAUGUGUUUUUUUUGUGGUCUGAUGUCAUUAUUUUUUAUCUCUUUAUCAUAGAAAUCUAUCUAUUUUGAGAUUUUAUUAUCACAGUGUGAUAACGCAACAAAAUGAUUUUUCGUACAGUUUUAUAUUUAGUUUCAUACUCGAUAAAACAGUACAUCCAGCUAAUAUCAAGUUUCUGUGUUUCAGAUGCAUGACUGAGAUUUCAGUGUUAAUGCUAGUCCCUAACCAAGACUACUAAUCCCUUAACCAAGACUACUAAUCCCUUAACCAAGACUACUAAUCCCUAACCAAGACUACUAAUCCCUAACCAAGACUACUAAUCCCUAACCAAGACUGACUACUAAUCCCUAA
This is a messenger RNA of Ictalurus punctatus (channel catfish), 2726 nucleotides long. RefSeq names its product phosphatidylinositol-specific phospholipase C, X domain containing 3 (gene plcxd3). NCBI's taxonomy places the organism in Eukaryota, Metazoa, Chordata, Actinopteri, Siluriformes, Ictaluridae. The coding region runs from base 454 to 1425 and encodes 323 amino acids. Gene Ontology annotation, cellular component: synapse. The record is from RefSeq and is a predicted model, not a curated record. Gene Ontology annotation, molecular function: phosphoric diester hydrolase activity. Gene Ontology annotation, biological process: lipid metabolic process. The transcript is spliced from 3 exons.